Molecule: messenger RNA, 1425 nt
Organism: Fonsecaea multimorphosa CBS 102226
Lineage: Eukaryota; Fungi; Ascomycota; Eurotiomycetes; Chaetothyriales; Herpotrichiellaceae
Exons: 2
Coding region: 1-1425 (474 amino acids)
Source: RefSeq, a predicted model, not a curated record
AUGGCAGUGUUCUUCGAUCUUGAUGACGACGACUGCUCGUCUAGCCCCGACAAGGGAGCAUCAUCCCACCAAAAUCAGCUGAAACAUGCCGUCAAUGGAGGACCCAAUGGAGCGAGCAGGAUUUCCGGCAUCGACAACGUACAAGUACUGUCGUCGACACCCAACAAACUGGCUACCGCAUUGACGUGCUAUCCUAUUGCCCUGUCUCUGUCCUCCCAUCUAGAUCUCAAUGAUCUGCACGCUCUCGCCGCAACUUGUCGAAGUGUCCACAAUGGCCUUACACAGUAUGCCCAUCAACUCAAGUCUCAGUCCCUGCGUUGCAUUCAUGAUGGAAGACCGGUGCUAGUUGAAGCACUUCUGGCACAAAGAGACAGAUCCUAUACUGAAGACGCCUCUGGGAGUACAGGCCUGCUUCGAGCCCCUGCAAUCUCGCAGAUGCAGGCAACAGCCGAAGCUAUCGCAGGAGGCUGGCCACCUCAGCGUCCUGGGGGUCUCUAUGCAUCAAUGGGCCUUUCCAGCAAGAUCAGCUCUUGUGCUCGAGAUUUGGUGGCUCCAUGUCGCCGAUGUGGAACGGUCGUGUGCCGUAACUGUGCCGCCAAAUCUCCCAGCACUGUGAGACUAAAGGACCGCUUUCGCCGACUUUGCAAGACCUGUCUCGACGCUCCAAUCGAAGCGCAUCUGCAAGCCAUUGGCUCUGCCGACGAUGCCAGCGAUGGUGCUCCAAUAUCUAGUGCGAGUUCGAUGCGAUCUGAGCGGUCUGCUUCCAACUCAUCCACAAUGGGCACUAUCGCGGGCCUGGAGAAUCACGAGUCGAACACCAGCUCGGACCGUUGUUUUACUUCUUCUGCGUUUCUUCGAGGUCCCUGCACCUGCGAGACUCGUGGGGUCUUUUUGUGUGCCCCCUGCGGCCAGAGCCUGCGGGCGGCCGACACCACUUACAAGAGAGUGUGGACCUGGCGUUCUCGGUAUUCGACGCAUAUUGGCGACGGCUUAGGUACAGGUUUGGGAUUGGGGAACCAAGCCCAAAAAUGCGGCCGUGGGGAGGAUUGCCUGGAGACGAGCGGCAAAGCCAUCUGCUGGGUGGAGAUUGAUUGCUCUGAGGGUAAAGUGCAUGAUGCGUCCGAGGCGGACAGGAACAGCCUCAGCCGAGUCGGCACUCCAGAUUCGGCCUAUGGCAGCAACAAGCCUGGAUAUCUCCAGCAAGAGAUCGAGGGCAUAGGAGGUGUAGUCAAGAAGAAAGUCAAGAAGCGUGUCAAGGUCGGAGCGGGGGUGUGGGAAUGGGAAGAUGAGAGGGAAAGUGGCAAAUAUCUAGAGAGGGAAGCCCAAGGGACGGCGCGCAGUUGGUGCGGCUGGUGUGGGCGGGUGUGUCCCUCCGAGCAGGACAGACGUGAGUCUUGCAUGGACUUGGCAGGCAUGGCAGUCUAG